AUGUAUCGAUUAUCAGCACUCAAUAGAGUGUCGAGUGUCGUUCGACCUACUAUUAGAAGACAUGCCAGCAUUGCGAAUGCAGUAACUCGUUCCUCAUUACUGCGUCCAACCAGCAGCUUGGCCAGUUUCCACACAACAGCAAGAAGCUCAGCUGCCGCACCUCCUGAAUCAACCGACGCCUUUUUACAAGGCAACGCUGCUAAUUAUAUCGAAGAAAUGUACGAAGCCUGGUUGAAGGAUCCUUCUUCGGUACAUUUAUCAUGGCAAGUUUACUUUAAAAACAUGAGCAACGGUGUUCCUCCCGGUCAAGCCUAUACUCCACCCCCGACCAUUGUUCCCUCAGCCAGUGCUCGUUUGCCCGUGUUGCCUGGUGACGGCAUUUUGGGUGGCAAAGCAGGUGGAGCCUCUUCAGAAGUCAUUGAUCACAUGAAGAUCCAAUUGUUAACAAGAGCUUAUCAAGUGAGAGGACAUCAUAUUGCUAAUUUGGAUCCUCUGGGUAUUCAACACGCUGGGCUCAACUCCUCAACACCACCUGAAUUAGAACACACUUACUAUGGAUUUAAGGACAGUGAUUUGGACAGAACUUUCACCAUUGGUCCUGGUAUCUUGCCAGCCUUUGCAAAGAAUGGAGGAACUUUGACUUUACGUGAAAUCAUCUCUCAUCUUAAGAAAAUCUACUGCGGCUCCAUUGGUGUAGAGUAUAUUCAUAUUCCUGAUCGUGCUCAAUGUGAUUGGAUUCGUGAACGUAUCGAAACCCCACAACCUUACAAAUAUUCUGCUGAUGAAAAGCGUGUCAUUUUUGAUCGUUUGACUUGGUCUGACAGUUUUGAAAGAUUCGUUGCUUCUAAAUAUCCUUCAGAAAAGCGUUUUGGUUUAGAAGGUGGUGAAACGUUGAUUCCUGGUAUGAAAGCAAUGAUUGAUCGCUCCGUUGAUUUGGGUGUUGAAUCUAUUGUCAUUGGUAUGCCUCACCGUGGUCGUCUCAAUGUCCUUUCUAAUGUGGUUCGUAAGCCCAAUGAAUCCAUCUUUUGUGAAUUCAGUGGAUCUCUUGAACCUUCCGAAGAAGGUUCCGGUGAUGUCAAAUACCAUCUUGGUAUGAACUAUGUCCGUCCUACUCCUUCUGGUAAGCGUGUCCACCUUUCACUGGUUGCCAAUCCUUCUCAUUUAGAAGCUGUAAACCCUGUUGUUUUGGGUAAGACACAUGCUCUUCAAUUCUAUGGUAAGGAUACCAACGGCGACCAUGCUAUGGCUGUUUUGAUCCAUGGUGAUGCUGCUUUCGCUGGUCAAGGUAUCGUUUACGAAACCAUGGGCUUCCAUGACCUGCCUUCUUAUUCUACUGGCGGUACGAUCCAUGUUGUUGUCAACAACCAAAUUGGUUUCACGACCGAUCCUCGUUAUGGUCGAUCCACACCCUACUGUACGGAUAUUGCCAAGUCCAUCAACGCUCCUAUCUUCCAUGUCAACGGCGAUGAUGCUGAAGCAGUUACUUAUGUGAUGCAGCUCGCCGCUGAAUGGCGUCAAACAUUCCACAAGGAUGUCGUUAUUGAUUUAGUGUGCUACCGUAAGCAUGGCCACAAUGAAACGGAUCAGCCCAUGUUCACUCAACCCCGUAUGUACGAAGCAAUUGCCAAGCAAAAGCCCGUUGCCAAAAUUUAUGAAGAACAACUGAAGAAGGAAGGUUCUCUUACCGACAGCGAAAUCACUGAGAAUAAGAAGCGUGUCUGGGAUAUUUUAGAAGAAAGCUAUGCUCGUAGUAAGAAUUACAAGCCCACCUCGAGUGAAUGGCUAUCGAGCUCAUGGCCUGGUUUCAAAUCACCCAAGGAAUUGGCUGAAGAAAACCUGCCCCACUAUCCCACCGGUCUCCCCUUGGAGACGCUUCAAAAUGUGGGUAAGGCUCUCAAUACCCUCCCCCACAACUUCAACAUUCAUCGUAACUUGAAGCGUAUCCUUCAAAACCGCGAAAAGGCCCUGGUCGAAGGUAAGGACAUUGACUGGUCUACUGCCGAAGCUUUAGCUUGGGGUUCUUUGCUUGUGGAAGGUAGACACGUUCGUGUGUCUGGUCAAGAUGUAGAACGUGGUACUUUCUCCCAACGUCACGCUGUUCUUCACGACCAAAAGGACGGUAGCCGCUAUACCCUUUUGAAUCACAUCAAUCCUGAGCAAGGCGUGCUGUCAAUCUCCAACUCUUCCUUGUCAGAAUAUGGUGUUCUUGGUUUCGAAUUAGGUUACUCUCUCGUCAAUCCUGAAUCUUUGGUGAUGUGGGAAGCUCAAUUUGGUGACUUUGCCAACACGGCCCAAGUGAUCAUUGAUCAAUUUUUAGCUGCUGGCGAACAGAAAUGGCUCCAACGUUCUGGUCUUGUCCUAUCGCUUCCUCAUGGCUACGAUGGCCAAGGACCUGAGCACUCUUCUGCCAGAAUUGAACGUUACCUCCAACUCUGCGAUGAUAACCCAUACAUUUACCCCAGUGAAGAAAAACUGUCCCGCCAACACCAAGACUGCAACAUGCAAGUGGUGUACGCCUCCACACCUUCUCAAUACUUCCAUGUCUUACGUCGCCAAAUCCACCGUCAGUUCCGUAAGCCAUUGAUUCUUCCUUUCUCGAAAUCCUUACUUCGCCACCCGUUAGCUAAAUCCUCUCUUGAGGAAAUGACGGGAGACAGCCACUUCCAAUUGUAUCUUCCUGAAUCACAUCCUGAACAUUUGGUAGCUCCUGAAAAGAUUACCAAGCACAUCUUCUGUUCUGGACAAGUCUACUAUGCUUUAUUGAAAGCGCGCGAACAAAACAAGAUGAAUGAUAUUGCCAUUUCUCGUAUUGAACAACUAAAUCCUUUCCCCUAUGAGCAGAUCAAGGAGCAUGCGGAUAAAUACCCUCAUGCGGAGAUUGUUUGGUGCCAAGAAGAACCCUUGAAUAUGGGUCCAUGGCAACAUGUGCAACCUCGUAUUGCUACUUCUUUGUCUCAAACACAACAUCAUGCUGGUAAAUCACCUCGUUAUGCAGGUCGUCCACCUUCUGCCUCUGUUGCCACUGGUAAUAAGAAGAAGCAUUACCAAGAAGAAUAUGGUCUCUUGAGCGAAGCUUUAACAGGAGAUCAUUUACAACCCAAAGAAAUCGCUCAAGGUGUACCUAUUUGGUGA
Molecule: messenger RNA, 3132 nt
Organism: Mycotypha africana
Lineage: Eukaryota; Fungi; Mucoromycota; Mucoromycetes; Mucorales; Mycotyphaceae
Product: oxoglutarate dehydrogenase, E1 component
Exons: 3
Coding region: 1-3132 (1043 amino acids)
Biological process (GO): tricarboxylic acid cycle
Cellular component (GO): mitochondrion; oxoglutarate dehydrogenase complex
Molecular function (GO): thiamine pyrophosphate binding; oxoglutarate dehydrogenase (succinyl-transferring) activity
Source: RefSeq, a predicted model, not a curated record